Molecule: messenger RNA, 2417 nt
Organism: Gossypium arboreum
Lineage: Eukaryota; Viridiplantae; Streptophyta; Magnoliopsida; Malvales; Malvaceae
Product: probable pectate lyase 8
Exons: 6
Coding region: 219-1556 (445 amino acids)
Molecular function (GO): pectate lyase activity
Source: RefSeq, a predicted model, not a curated record
UUAACCAAGAUUUAACGGCGUUUUACGAAUCAACGUUAUUAUUAUUUUUUCUUUUCGGUCUCUCUCUCUUUCCCUAUAAAAGAGAUUGCGCCACUCCAGUUUUUUUCAAUUGACUCCAAAUUUCAUUUUCUUUCCUUUUCUGUUUUUCCAUUUCUUCCAAACAGAAAAUUUUUGAAAACAUUCAGUACUGUUUCAUAGGGAGGAAGAGAGAUUCAGCAAUGGAGAUUUCUCGGAGAUUCUUCUUCUCUUCAUUUACGUUGCUACUUGUUAUGUUGUUCGUUUGUGUCAAUGGCUCAGCAGAGAAAACAGAGCUGAACUCAAGGCUUGCUGAAGGAAACAAAUUGCAGGGCUUGAAAAACUCAUCAACGGCAGACGGGUUGGAUGAUGAUAAAUGGAAAAAUGAGCACGCAGUCGACAAUCCUGAAGAAAUUGCUUCAAUGGUUGAUAUGACCAUAAAAAAUAGUACAGCAAGGAGAAACUUGGGAUAUUUCUCGUGUGGAACAGGGAAUCCAAUCGAUGACUGUUGGAGAUGUGACCGACGAUGGUAUCGUAGGAGAAGACGCCUUGCAAGCUGCGGCAUUGGGUUUGGACGCAAUGCUAUUGGUGGUCGUGAUGGAAGGUACUAUGUUGUGACUGACCCUGGCGAUGAUAACCCUGUGAACCCCAAACCAGGAACCCUCCGCCAUGCUGUUAUCCAAGACAGGCCUCUUUGGAUCGUGUUCAAGCGUGACAUGGUGAUCACGUUGAAGCAGGAGCUGAUAAUGAACAGUUUUAAGACGAUUGACGCUCGGGGCGUCAACGUGCAUAUUGCUUACGGGGCCUGUAUCACCAUCCAGUAUGUCACCAACAUUAUCAUCCAUGGACUCCACAUUCAUGAUUGCAAGCCCACCGGCAACGCCAUGGUCCGUAGCUCCCCUUCUCAUUACGGAUGGAGAACCAUGGCUGACGGUGAUGGCAUUUCAAUUUUCGGGUCGAGUUACAUCUGGAUCGACCACAACUCGCUGUCUAAUUGUGCCGAUGGACUUAUCGAUGCUGUAAUGGGAUCCACUGCGAUCACAAUCUCAAACAACUACUUCACCCAUCACAAUGAGGUUAUGCUGUUGGGACAUAGUGACUCUUAUGUAAGAGACAAGCAGAUGCAAGUCACCAUUGCUUAUAAUCAUUUCGGUGAGGGCCUUAUCCAGAGAAUGCCAAGGUGUAGACACGGAUAUUUCCAUGUCGUAAACAAUGACUACACGCACUGGGAAAUGUAUGCAAUUGGUGGAAGUGCAAAUCCCACCAUUAACAGCCAAGGCAACCGUUACCUUGCCCCUGUUAAUCCCUUUGCUAAGGAGGUGACAAAGAGAGUGGACACAUAUAGUGAUGAAUGGAAACAUUGGAAUUGGAGGUCGGAGGGAGACCUGUUGUUGAAUGGAGCUUAUUUCACUCCAUCAGGUGCUGGAAGAGCUGCCAACUAUGCCAGGGCCUCGAGCUUGAGCGCCAAAUCGUCUUUCUUGGUCGGCACCCUUACUUCGAAUGCAGGUGCCCUUGCCUGCCGCCCAGGCCGCAUGUGCUAAUGCUCAUCAAACCCCAACCAAAAAUCCAAGCGAAACAAGAUGAAAAACAACUCAUUUUUCUUCCCACAUAAAUAUAAUAUUAUAUAUCGUUUAAUAUAGUACGUAGCAUUCCCUGAGUUUUUACUGCUUAAUCAAUCCUUUUGACAAGUGUACAAAAAAAGUCCAUAGAAAUUGUCAUGUACCUCUGCCUCAUACACAACAAUUUCACUUGUCAUAAAACGCCAUUGAUCGACCUCGGCCUCUUUAAGGUGCCGUAGUGUUGUUCAUUUCUUUGUUGCUUCUCUUUGUAAUUAUGUACUUCGCUUUAACAGUUUCCCCCUGCUUUCCCACUUUGGCCCCUUGUAUUCUUGUCUCUUUGAUGAAUUUAGCCAGUAAGUAAAUUGCGUAAGUAUAAAGUUUCACAUACGUUUCGAAUUUGUGAUUAAAAGAAGAAUCCUCACUAGGCCUUUUAGGUGAUCAGUUGUAAUGAAUUACAUAAACCCUAGUAAAAAUUUUUGAAUUUCCACCCAAGAAAAAUAUAACCUUUUUCUCAAGAAACAUUAAGUCAUUAAUCAAGCACUACCACUUCUUUCCUACUUGACAAGCAGAUAUUAAUAGCAGUAAGGCAAAUGAAAGGUGAUAAUUUGAUGAAAAAUAAAAAACUUUGACAAACAAAAGCUCAAAAUGGGGUGCCAACUUCACUCCUUGUUUCUGAAGGGCUAUAUAAAGCGGAUCUGUUCCUUGGUCUAUUGUCUUCCAGCUGCUUCACAACUUCAUCCAUGGUGGGUCUCACUGAAGCUACUGGAGCACAGCAUCCCAUUGCAAGCUUUAGUGCUUGAACUAACCCGUCUUCCAUCGGACUUCGAAUACCUUUCAACACUU